GAACUGCAAAGGAGCGCGGUGGUCGGACUGUCAGCUUCGCCUCCUAGUCUUUGAUUGCCAGUAACUUAUUUUCUAAAGAUUGCUGGAGGGAAAGGCUCAACGUCUCUUUUGGGAUUUUCCUGAGCAGAACGACCUCAUCGUCAUAAAACUGAGGCGCGAAUCCUGCUGACCGGCAACUUUCGGCAGAGAGGGUAAUUCUAUUUGAAGACUAAUCCUAACGCUGGGAUUCUUUGGGAAUGUCCAGGAGCUAGGAAUGCAGCGCCUCGGCCUCCUCAGCUUCCGGUCCUCAACAGCAACUGGGAGUCAGUGUGGCUGGUGCCGCGGGGGCCGCACGGAAACUCAACCGCGCCUGUUCCUCCACUGCGCCGGCAGGCGGCGGAGACGCUGCGCGUGCGCGCUGGGGAGACGGUGGCUCGGAGACAACGCUCGCAGGCUCCUCCCGUCUGCCGGGCAGCAUGAAGACCGCCGAGAACAACAGAGGAACCGGCAGCGAAGGGCCGCGGAAACGAGGUCUCUGCGUCCUCUGUGGCCUCCCCGGGGCAGGAAAAUCGACUUUCGCGCGCGCCCUCGCCCACAGGCUACGGCAGGAGCAGGGCUGGGCCGUCGGCGUCGUCGCGUAUGAUGACGUCAUGCCAGACGCGUUUCUCGCCGGGGCGAGCGCUCUACCGGCGCCAUCCCAAUGGAAAUUGCUUCGACAGGAACUGUUGAAGUACCUGGAAUACUUCUUGAUGGCUGUGAUCAAUGGGUGUCAGAUGUCCGCCCCACCCGACAGGACUGAAGCCAUGUGGGAAGAUUUUACAACCUGCUUAAAGGAUCAAGAUCUGAUAUUUUCUGCAGCAUUUGAGGCCCGGUCUUGCUACCUCUUAACAAAAACUGCUGUUUCUAGACCUUUGUUUUUGGUUUUGGAUGACAAUUUUUAUUAUCAAAGUAUGAGAUAUGAAGUCUACCAACUGGCUCGGAAAUAUUCGUUGGGCUUUUGCCAGCUCUUUUUAGAUUGUCCUCUUGAGACCUGUUUACAGAGGAAUGGCCAAAGGCCACGGGCGCUGCCUGCUGAGACCAUACACCUGAUGGGAAGAAAGCUAGAAAAGCCCAACCCUGAAAAAAAUGCUUGGGAACACAACAGCCUCACACUGCAGAGUCCAGCGUGUGCUUCAGGGGCCAGCCUGGAGGUGACUGAUUUAUUGCUCACUGCUUUGGAAAAUCCAGUAAAAUAUGCUGAGGACAAUAUGGAACAAAAGGACACAGACAGAAUUAUUUGUUCAACAAACAUUCUUCAUACAGCUGAUGUGACACUCCGAAGAAUUGUAUCUCAGACAAUGAAGGAAGCAAAAGGUAUGAUGUGUCAGUUAUGUGUUGAGUUGACAUUUAAGCAAAGAUGUGAAAGAAGAGAAAAAACAAACCGUCCGGGUAUCUGGAGGACCAUUCUAGGCAUUGAACACAUCAAGUGCAUAAGCCCAGAAGCUGGUUGUUUGGAAUGUUACAGAAUCGAAGAGAAGCCAUUGAGCAUGGCGCGAAGUAAGAAAGGGGGAGAGGUAGUCAGGGGCCAGGUGUCAGAUCAGCAUGGAAUUUGAAUAAAAUCAAUGUAUUUUAAAUCUGAAUUUAUAUAACAGAUGAAAUAUGUGGUAACUAUAGUUUUAUACAAUCAUUCCGCUAGGUUUUGAAUACUGUAUUGCUAUAUUUAAAAUUGGAUCUUUAAAAGCCAGCAACUAGCAUUUUUUGAGCACCUUUGUAUAUGUUAAGUGCUUUACAAAUAUUGUUUGUAAUCUUCACAGUCCUAUAAGGUACAUGUAAUUUUACAAAUGGGGAAAUGGAGGUUCAUAGAAGACCAAGUAACUUGUCCAAGACUGAACAGCUACUAAAUAUUUGGGUAACCUGGGGUCCAGAAUUACAUCCAGUUCCACUCUGAGUGUCCCAUUCUGCUCCCCUGCAUCAUCAUCAUUUAUUACCUUUACAAAAGCUUAGAACAUUGGAAAAGGAAACAAUAUACUAGCCAUACCGUUUUCAAACUUUUAUAAAACCAUGUUGUACAAGUUGAUUUUAUGUUGUAACCCAGUGUAUAACCCAGUACACGAACUCAUGUGUGGAAACAAGUUUCACAAAACACUUUCACUUGUUUAUUGAACUCUAUGUUCUACUUGAUUUUAUUUUAGGAAAACACCAGUUGCCACUUACUAAUGGGUUACAAUGCAAAGUUUGAGGAACAGAGGACCAAAACAGAAAUGGCAUUAUCAUUAAAAUAAAAACAGAGGCAGGCAUGGUGGCUCACGCCAGUAAUCCUAGCACUUUGGGAGGCUGAGGCGGGAGGAUCAUGAGGUCAGGAGUUUGAGACCAGCCUGACCAACAUGGUGGAACCCUGUCUCUACUAAAAAUACAAAACUCAGCUGUACAUGGUGAGGCGCGCUCAUGUAAUCCCAGCUACUCAGAAGGCUGAGGCAGUAACGAAUCGCUUGAACCUGGGACACAGAGGCUACAGGGAGCUGAAAUCACACCACUGCACUCCAGCCUGGGCAACAGGGCGAGACUCCAUCUCAAUAAAUGAUUGAUUGAUUGAUUGAUUGAUAAACCUGGGAUGUGGCAGCUGCAGUGACCCAAGAUCACGCCACUGCACUCCAGCCUGGGCAACAGAGCAAGACUCCAUCUCAAUAAAUGAUUGAUAGAUAGACAGAUAGAUAAUCUGGGAUAUGGCGGCUGCAGUGAGGUGAAAUCACACCACUGUACUCCAGCCUGGGUGACAGAGCGAGACUGUUUCAAUAAAUAAAUAAAGUUAGUUAGUUAGUUAGUUAGUUCCAGGAGUUCUCAUUCAACCAUUUGCCUUUCUUCUUUUCUGCCUAUAAAAUGAAAUGAGGUCCUGGGGGGUUGUCAGGAAUAGGGUUAUGCCCAAUUCACUCUUAUAUCCCACCCGUUUAAAAACAUACAGAUAGGCCAGGCAUGGUGGCUCCUACCUGUAAUCCCAGCACUUUGGGAGGCUGAGGUGUGUGAAUCAUGAGGUCAAGAGAUCAGAUCGAGACCAUCCUGGCCAACAUGGUGAAACCCUGUCUCUACUAAAAAUACAGAAAUUAGUUGGGUGUGGUGGUGUGUGCCUGUAGUCCCAGCUACUCAGGAGGCUGAGGCAGGAGAAUCACUUGAACCCAGAGGUGGAGGUUGCGGUAAGCCGAUAUCAUGCCACUGCACUCCAGCCUGGAGACAGAGCAAGACUCCGUCUCAAAAAAAAAAAAAAAAAAAAACACAUAUAUAUUUUUUAGGUAAGAGGAG
Callithrix jacchus (white-tufted-ear marmoset) is the source of this 3252-nucleotide messenger RNA. It is a transcript of the gene PSTK, whose product is annotated as phosphoseryl-tRNA kinase. Gene Ontology annotation, molecular function: tRNA binding; kinase activity. The record is from RefSeq and is a predicted model, not a curated record. NCBI's taxonomy places the organism in Eukaryota, Metazoa, Chordata, Mammalia, Primates, Cebidae.